AGUUGACAUCAAUCACUGACCAACGUUCCAUAAACAAAACAAAAUGUUCAGCAAAAUCGUAGCUUUUGGAGCCAUGAUAGCGGCAGCCAACGCUGGGUAUUAUGCCCAUGGCCCAGCCUUUUCCUCUCAAAGCAUCGUGCGUCAUGACGAAGGUCUGGGACACUUCGCUGCACCAGCCCACUAUGCUGUGCCUUUGGCCUACGCUGCACCACUCGCUCAUUAUGCUGCCCCAGUAGCUUAUGGAGCGUAUGAUGGCCAUGAUGAAUAUGCGCACCCGAAAUACGACUUCGCGUACUCGGUGGCGGACCCACACACAGGGGACCACAAGUCGCAGCACGAGAGCCGCGACGGCGACGCUGUGCACGGCUCCUACUCACUCGUGCAGCCCGACGGCUCCGUCCGUCAAGUUGAUUACACCGCUGACGAUCACUCUGGGUUCAACGCCGUCGUCCAUACCUCUGGUCCCUCUCUACACCCCCAGCCCGCCUAUCACCAUUAUUAAAAAUGUUAAAAUAAAAUAAGUUAUUUAUUUAUUAUAUUUGUAACAUUCACAAAUAAAAGA
Messenger RNA from Zerene cesonia (dogface butterfly), 562 nucleotides. RefSeq names its product cuticle protein 8-like. Lineage: Eukaryota; Metazoa; Arthropoda; Insecta; Lepidoptera; Pieridae. The transcript has 4 exons. The record is from RefSeq and is a predicted model, not a curated record. Gene Ontology annotation, cellular component: extracellular matrix. The coding region runs from base 44 to 502 and encodes 152 amino acids.